Molecule: messenger RNA, 519 nt
Organism: Desarmillaria tabescens
Lineage: Eukaryota; Fungi; Basidiomycota; Agaricomycetes; Agaricales; Physalacriaceae
Exons: 6
Coding region: 1-519 (172 amino acids)
Source: RefSeq, a predicted model, not a curated record
AUGGUUGGCGCAGUACCCCCUUUCGUUCUUGCCGUUAUUUCCAUCGUGUUACUUGGUUCAGUUGCUUUGAUGAUCAUGAUAUUACCUGCUCCGUAUUCCCGUGCGGGUGCAGGAUGGGUGCGCGAACAGUCCGACGCCAUGCAGCGGCUUAAUCUGGGAUCUCGUGAUCCCCGAACUGUUGCCGAUGCUAUUGGGAAGGGAUGGUUUCAGGCUGCCCUUAGCCUGGCACCUACGCUCAGCGUUUCCGGUUGGGCCGUGCCCUACCUACUUUUCAAGUUAGCUGACGAAAGUUUGCAUGGAACUGACCUUGACCUGUUCAUAAAUAAUGAAACACAUGAUUACAGCCGGGAAGACCUUGACCUUUGCAAAAUGUACCACAGACAAGUUAAUGAAGCCCGUAAUUCAUCAAAAAUAUACGAUAUAUGGCUGCAAUCCCGGGGAUUUGAGAAGGCUGCACCUCAGGCACCUCCAGUUCCAUCGUCUCGGAUCGCUGAGAGGAAACCUCCGUACAACGCUUAA